AAAGUCGUCGACACGGAAACCGCCGGCAAGGUGGACCACUGUAAGAAAAUGACGCCGACGGUGCUGGUGCACGGCAGGGCGGGAGGGGGGACACACUUGCCUGUCAGCGACAUCGUUCAGAAAGAAACCAUUUCUCCCGGGAACGGCUGCCCCAUCUACAGGCCUGAAAUUAUCAGCACGGCGCCCUCCUCCUGGAUUGUUCCUGGUCCCCCGGGGGCGGUCGCCGGCGGCGUUUCGGGGACAGUAGCGGCGGGGGGGAGGCCGGCAUCGGCAUCGCCGGCUCCCAACGCCAACGUGGAUUGCGCCAAGACGGCCAGGAGCUCUGCGGAGAGCUCCGCCUCGGUCAUACAGCACGUCGGGCAGCCUGUCGCCACCCCCGUGAAACAUAGCAAUAAGGUGGCCAAAUCCUGUGGCCAGGAAGCCAACUUCAAGGCGAACGAGACCGCCCUGGCCUCCAGCCCCAUCUUCCUGCCGCCCAACGAAGCGUUUCGCUCCCCGCCUCUGCCCUACCCCAGGAGUUACCUCCCGUACCCAGUGCCGGAGGGGAUAGCCAUCAGCCCUCUCUCCCUCCACGGGAAAGGACACGUGUAUCCGCACCCCGUCUUGCUGCCCAACGGCAGCCUCUACCCUGGCCACCUGGCUCCCAAGCCUGGCCUCCCUUACAGCCUGCCGGCGGGGCGGGGGGAGUUCAUGACCUACCAGGAUGCGCUGGGGAUGGGGAUGGUGCACCCCAUGUUGCUGCAGCAUUCGGCUUUGGAGAUCAAUAAGGAGGAGAAGGCGGAGAGGAGGUCGCGGUCUCACGAGAGGGUCCGCUACGAGGACCCGGCUCUGCGGGGCCGGUUGCCAGAGGUCCUGGAGACUGGCGGCAAGAUGCAUUUCGAAGUACCCAGCGACAAGAGCAUGAAAUUGCACCAGAGCUCCGGCCACGGUAAAAACUCGGCCAAAAGCGACAAACACCUCUUCACGGAUCUUCUGCGAGACGAGCAAGAGGCUAAAAGCGAAGCCAACGUAACGAAAGCCAGCUUUGCUGUGGAGAGCAGUAAUCAGGCUAAUGACCCUACGAAGCACAAGGUAGAGCAGGCGUCGCAGCACAGAGAUUUUAUUGUAAUGAGAGAGGAGUUCGGAAGAAAUAACGAUCUUCACGAAACCUAUAAUUUCAAGCAAGCCCAGAGUUCAUCGGUGUUCGGCUUAAGGAAAGACGAUUUAUCUGUGAGCCAGCCUAAAGAGAGAGUGACGGUCCAGCCUUCGCCCGCUUUCUUGGAAAGCACCCACGAGAGCGAUGCUCCGGCUCUGGCUUUCGGCAAGGUGCAGGAGGACGCGAAGCCAUUCUGCAUGGGGACCGCGCCACCCAGCAUCGACGUCAGCCAGCCUUAUACCAAAGACGGAGCCGACGACGUGGAAUCUGCCGAUGGCAAAAUACUGAAACCCAAGCCGUCGAAGUUAGCCAAGAGGAUCGCAAACUCCGCUGGUUACGUAGGUGAUCGAUUCAAGUGUCUGACGACCGAACUGUACGCGGACUCCAGCCAGCUCAGCCGGGAGCAGCGGGCCUUGCAGAUGGAAGGAUUACAAGAGGACAGUAUUUUAUGUCUACCUGCUGCUUACUGUGAGCGUGCAAUGAUGCGCUUCUCAGAGUUGGAGAUGAAAGAGAGAGAAGGCCAAACAGCUACCAAAGACUCAGAGGUCUGCAGAUUCAGCCAGGCAGACUGGGAAAACUUGAAAGGAAACAGUGAAAAGAAGCCAAAGUCUGUCGCUCUGGAAGAUGCCAUUGCUGACCAAAAUGACAAUGACAGAUGUAACUUUACUACUACAGAAAGCAACCAAGGUCACUUUCUUGAAACUCCAGAGGAAAAAGAGCUCUCAAAUGAGAAAUGUUAUUUAGAGAGACAUUCUAUAUAUGAAAAAGCGGAAGACCAGCCAACAGAAGAUAUUGGCCAACAUCCAUGUCCACGUCUGGACAGGAAGCGUAAGCACUCUGGUGAGAGAGUGCAAAACGAUGGCAGCCAAAAUGAAAACCUUGUGGAUGAACUGCAGGAUGAACUUAUGUCAAAAGCAAAAAAGAAGAAGAACUCCAAAGAUGACUGGCCUGAGAGGGAAAUGACAAACAAUUCCUCUAACCACUUAGAAGAGCCCAAUUGUAAUGAGGUGACCAACCUGAAGGUGUGCAUUGAAUUAACAGGGCUCCAUCCCAAAAAGCAGCGUCACCUGCAGCAUCUUAGGGAACUAUGGGAGCAGCAGGUGUCACCAGAGAGAUCCCCGUCCGGCAAGUUGGGCCGGCAAAGCAGGAAAGAUUUAGCUGAGGCUGUUCAGCCAGAGGCCACUGCAAAGGUCAAAGACUUCACAGAAGAAAGGCACACCAAGAAAAGGUCAGAGGCCAAAAGCAAUAGAAGUUGGUCUGAAGAGUCCCUCAAAACAAGUGACAAUGAACAAGGCUUGCCCGUAUUCCCAGUGUCUCCGCACAUGAAGAGCCUUUCAUCCACCAAUGCAAACAGCAAAAGGCAGGCUCAGCCAAGCUGUACUCCAGCCUCGAGGUUGGCUGCCAAACAGCAGAAAAUUAAAGAAAGCCGGAAGACAGAUGGGCUGUACACAGACGAAGAGGAGGAUUUCCAACACGCAUCUCUGCUGCAGAAAUACAGCGAGUGUGAGAAGCCAUCAGGGAAACGUCAGUGUAAAACAAAACACUUGGCACUGCAGGAGAGGAGAAGGAGGUCAUCUCUGACAGGGGAUGACACCACAGAUAUCGAAAAUGCUGAAGAUAAGGUCACGGCAACGAGGAAAGUCAAGAAGCGACCAGAGCCUACUUCAGACUGCGACUCCUCGCCGGCUAAGUCGUAUGAGCAGAAGCUGUACGAUCGCCUGCAGCAGACUCCCUCGUUGCUGCCUGUCUCUCAGCCUUCGCAGCUGCCCAUUGCAAGCCCCCCUCAGGAGACCACCCCGAGCCGGCCCAUGCCGCCCGAAGCCCGGAGGCUGAUCGUCAAUAAGAAUGCGGGGGAGACGCUGCUGCAGCGGGCGGCACGCCUGGGGUACGAGGAAGUGGUUCUAUAUUGUUUGGAAAACAAGGUGUGUGACGUGAAUCAUCGUGACAACGCGGGUUACUGUGCCCUGCACGAGGCCUGUGCCAAGGGCUGGCUGAGCAUCGUGCGGCAUCUCCUCGAGUACGGGGCUGACGUCAACUGCAGCGCUCAGGAUGGAACCAGACCGAUCCAUGACGCGGUCGAAAACGAUUACUUGGAAAUUGUCCGCCUGUUACUGUCUUACGGUGCUGAUCCAACUCUUGCGACCUACUCGGGGAGGACCAUCGUGAAAAUGACCCACAGUGAGCUCAUGGAGACCUUCCUCACAGAGUAUUUAACUGACCUGCAAGGUCGAAGUGUUGAUGACCCUGGUUUGUACUGGGAUUUCUAUGGCAGCUCUGUGUGCGAUCCAAAAGAUGAAUCUGGAUUUGACAUCUUGGCAAAUCCUCCUGGCCCAGGUGAUGAAGAUGAAGAUGGCUUUAGCGAUGUGUUUGAAUUCGAAUUUUCGGAUGAGCCUCCCUUGCCGUGUUACAACAUUCAAGUGUGUCUCUCUCAGGGACCACGGAACUGGCUUUUGCUCUCGGACGUGGUGAAGAGGCUAAAAAUGUCAUCUCGCAUCUUCCGCUGCAACUUCCCCAAUCUGGAAGUUGUCACCAUCACGGAGGCAGAGUUUUACAAACAGACUUCCCUCAGCCAGUUGUUCUCUUGCGCUACGGACCUUGAAGCUUUUAACCCAGAGAGCAAAGAGCUGUUGGACUUGGUAGAGUUCACAAGCGAACUCAAGACUUUGCUCGGCUCCUCGCUUCACUGGUUGCAUCCGCACGAGGACCCUCCCUUCGACAUCCUCUGGUGAACCAUCAGGCCAUUUAAUGUACAGUGCUCUAUACAGUUACUUCUUUAUGUAUAUGUGUUCAAAUGCAAUUGUUUCUGUAAAGAAAGGACACUAUUAAAUAUGAAAAUAUCUUUCCUUUAUAUAAGAGAUCUGAAUUCCAGUUGGAUGGAUUUUGGAAGAAUUUUUUUUAACUUCAAUCAGUUUUUACAAAAUUGUUAUAUAAUGUUUCUUUAAAUGCACACAGGCUUUGGGAUAAGUUUGUUAUUACUCGGAACACAUUUGGUUUUUUUUUUUAAAGAACACACCCACACAUUGACUUUGUUUCAUACAAAGCACUGAUUACACAGGACAUACUUUUUCUAGGUGAUGUGAUCAAAGUCGUGUGGCUUGUUUGGGAGAUAGAAUUCGGUAAGGCACUUGGUGAUAUUAUUUUUGUUUUUUUGUUUACAGAAUUACCUGCUUUGGCCAGGUAAGCACUAUUGAAUAUAAUUCAAUAGUUUGUAAUAUAAAUUAAACCAUAUCCAUACGCAUCAAGUAAUUGUAAGAACUUUUAUAUCCUAAUUUAAAAGCUGUGAAAUUUAGUUUUCACACAUCAAACCGGAUUGUUUAUAUAUGUUUAAACAUUUUAUGCUCUUUAUUUAAAGAAGACUUUGAACUAUUUUUUCUGUACCUUGUAAAAUAUUGAAAAACUAACAUAUGUUGAAGUUGCUUGAAACUGUACAUAAACUAAAUUUUCUGAAUUGUGUGUUUAUGUUUGAGAUCUGUGUUUUAACUUUGUAAGUAAAUCUCCUGCCUUUGUAUUUAUAUUUUACAAAAAUUUUCUUAAAGGCAAUAAAACUGUUGAGAAAUGAAGA
Molecule: messenger RNA, 4697 nt
Organism: Eurypyga helias (sunbittern)
Lineage: Eukaryota; Metazoa; Chordata; Aves; Eurypygiformes; Eurypygidae
Gene: BCOR
Product: BCL6 corepressor
Exons: 13
Biological process (GO): negative regulation of transcription by RNA polymerase II
Cellular component (GO): nucleus
Molecular function (GO): protein binding; transcription corepressor activity
Source: RefSeq, a predicted model, not a curated record